Molecule: messenger RNA, 438 nt
Organism: Acanthoscelides obtectus
Lineage: Eukaryota; Metazoa; Arthropoda; Insecta; Coleoptera; Chrysomelidae
Source: the annotation of a GenBank genome assembly
UAAUUCUAUUGCUUUCUUGUGUCAAAUACAGUUACUUGGGAUGUAUGCAAAGCUGGAAAUUACAUGUGCAAAUUUGCUGAAUUUCUAAAAUGAGAGAGAUAAGAAAAAAGUGACCAACAGCUUCCAGUACAGUACAUUUACAUUGAAGAAACUUACCGGUACGUGGCGAUAUACCGAUAUAUGAGACGAUGCGAUAUGAAACGAAACAAGAAAAAAGAACAACAUCCGUAAAUCACAUAAGGUUACAGUUAAAUGUAUUAGUAAUCACAACAACACGCGAUGAUACAUGCAGUGCAAGCGGAGUACGACGUUGCCAGUUGUGUGAGGGAUUUAGUUUUUCUGUUUUUCUUCGGAAAAUUGUAUUUAGUAAGCAAGAAAAUUAUUUUGUUGGAGAGACAGUUAAUUAAUAAAUAGGUGUAUUGAUAAAUGUUACGCUAU